This is a messenger RNA of Cyclocybe aegerita, 582 nucleotides long. The record is from the annotation of a GenBank genome assembly. NCBI's taxonomy places the organism in Eukaryota, Fungi, Basidiomycota, Agaricomycetes, Agaricales, Hemipholiotaceae.
AUGAUAUCACCCACGACCUCCAACUCGGAGGUCAGGAUCUGCAGUCCAGCAUACACCGUGCAAAUGGUCCUUGCAUCGAACAAGGAAGCACCCACACUCUCUGAGCAUUUCGUCGACACUGCUGUCGCGGGUUCAGUUGUGGUCAUCGACGCACCUCCCGAGGCAAAAAGUGCAGUGUGGGGAGGACUUAUGACUGCUGGCGCCCAGGUGCGAGGAGCGACUGGUGUUAUAAUUUCUGGUCGCUGCAGGGAUGUCGGAGAGCAUCGAGCUCUUGGGUUUCCCGUUUUCUCGCGGGGGCACUCCACUCUUGGACAAUCCCCCUUCACGCGUCCUUCAGCGAUCAAUGUACCUUUGACAAUCCGACCACAAGGUCCUGAGGUGGAUACCUUUCCUCCCGUCACCGUCCAGCCAGGUGACUGGGUGGUAGCAGAUGAAGACGGUGUCGUGUGCGUGCCCCGCGAUCUGGAGUCCAAGGUCAUCGACCUCGCCACGAAGGGCAGAGAAAUAGACGCCCGCUGCAUGGAAGAUAUUAAGGCAGGGAAAGGUGUAAAGAAUUCUUUCAAGCUGCAUAGAGGGAAGUAG